This is a messenger RNA of Papaver somniferum (opium poppy), 639 nucleotides long. Its product is annotated as F-box/kelch-repeat protein At3g06240-like. The record is from RefSeq and is a predicted model, not a curated record. The transcript has a single exon. NCBI's taxonomy places the organism in Eukaryota, Viridiplantae, Streptophyta, Magnoliopsida, Ranunculales, Papaveraceae. The coding region runs from base 1 to 639 and encodes 212 amino acids.
AUGGAAAGCGCUUAUGGUGAUGGCCAAUAUAGUCAUAAAGUGCACGUGUAUUCAUUACUAUCAGAUUCAUGGAAAAGCAUACUAAACCUUCCAUCUUACCUCUGCGAAUUAACUAGUUAUCAUGGAGCGGCGCCUGGGGUGUUCGUCAAUGGAGCGAUUCAUUGGAUAUUAUACUGCCGGACGGAAGGUCGGCAAAUUCUUAUAUCUUUUGACGUUAGCAGUGAGACACUUAGUGAAACUAUGAAACCAAAACGUAUCGUUGACAACAAGUUCCAUAUAACAAAUAUGAGCACGUUGGAUGGCCGGCUUUGCUUGUUGGUUAGUGAAGGCGAUAAAAUGAGUCUUGAUGUAUGGGUGGCCAAAGAUUACAGAUUGAGUGAAUCCUGGACAUUGCUGUUCACCAUCAAUGCCCAACAAACAUCUAUUUUUCGCUACGUUAGAGGCUUCAAGGCAGUACAGGCUUUCAAGAACGGUGAGGUUCUAUUCGAGAAGGAUAGAAGCACUUUGGUAAUAUAUGACCCAAAUUCUGAAAGAGCUAGAAUUAUAAAAAUUGGCGGCGUUCGAAAAUUCUUCUUGGCGGCGAUUUACAUGCCGAGUUUAGUUUCUCCUAAUUCGAUAAAGAAUGCGGACGCAGAAUGA